AGUGAAGCGGAAGCCAUUACUCGCGGGAGUCGAUUGCACCGAGACACAUGGACAGGAGAGGGGGCCGUGUCGGCUUCUUUCGACCUGUUGGGGACCCUCCGCUUCCCCGCUGCAGACGGAACCUCCCGGAUGAAUUUCUCAUCCCUUCGGCGGCAGCUUUCGUGGUCUCCGCUCUCCUGAUUUUACCUUCCAAGUCAUACGCCAGCCUGGAGGGUCCCGUGAGAGCAAGAGAGUAGCUUCCUGGUUCUCCCAGCGCUCCGCUCGCCGUUCAGGCAAAUUGACUGUCGUCCUCGCAGGAUGGCUGCUCUUGGGCUGUCCCCCACACUUGCCUUGUCCACCCAAGACCCCACCUGUUUCCAGGAGUCAGAAUUUUCUCUUUCUUUGAAAAGCCGUCCCUGUCCCCAGGACUUGGACCUGUUUGCUUGCGAUGGUCUGGAGCCUCACGCACCAGCCGGUGUUGGUUCCCAGGAGUCAGUGACUUUCCAAGAUGUUGCUGUGGACUUUACUGAGAAGGAGUGGCCCCUGCUGGAUUCUUCUCAGAGAAAACUGUACAAAGAUGUGAUGCUGGAGAACUACAGCAACCUCACUUCACUGGGGUAUGAGGUCUGCAAGCCCAGCCUCAUCUCACACUUGGAGCAAGAGGAAGAGCCGAGGACGGAGGAGAGGGGCACCCAACAAGGCCCUUGUCCGGAUUGGGAGACUCCAUCUAAAACCAAGUGGUCGAUUCUUAUGGAAGAUAUUUUUGGGAAGGAGACGUCCAGCAGUGUGACAAUGGAAAGAGCUCGUCUUGGAGAGAAGUCCACCGAAUACGCCCACUUGUUUGACGUCUUCAGCAUGGGUGCCCAUCUUACCCAGCCAAUGGGCAGGCAUGCUGGCAAGAGGCCCUAUCACCGCCAUGACUAUGGGGUAGCUUUCAAGGGCAGGCCACACCUAACUCAACACGUGAGCAUGUAUGAUGGGAGAAAAAUGCACGAGUGUCAUCAGUGCCAAAAAGCCUUCACCACGAGCGCUUCCCUCACACGGCACAGGAGAAUACACACCGGGGAGAAACCCUAUGAAUGCACAGACUGUGGGAAAGCCUUCAAUGACCCUUCAGCCCUUAGGAGUCACGCGAGAACUCACCUCAAAGAGAAGCCCUUUGACUGCAGUCAGUGUGGAAAUGCAUUCCGGACCCUCUCGGCCCUGAAGAUACACAUGAGGGUUCACACUGGUGAGAGGCCUUACAAGUGUGACCAGUGUGGGAAGGCCUACGGCAGAAGCUGCCACCUCAUUGCACACAAGAGAACGCACACCGGAGAGAGGCCCUAUGAAUGUCAUGACUGUGGGAAAGCGUUCCAGCACCCUUCGCAUCUUAAAGAGCACGUCAGGAACCACACUGGGGAGAAGCCCUACGAAUGCACGCAAUGUGGCAAAGCCUUCCGGUGGAAGUCUAACUUUAAUUUGCACAAGAAGAACCACAUGGUCGAGAAAACCUACGAAUGUAAGGAAUGUGGGAAAUCCUUUGGUGAUCUCGUGUCGCGGAGGAAGCAUAUGAGAACUCAUAUCGUCAAGAAGCCUGUUGAAUGCCGACAGUGUGGGAAAACCUUCAGAAACCAGUCCAUCCUUAAGACACACAUGAACUCUCACACUGGAGAGAAGCCCUAUGGGUGCGAUCUCUGUGGGAAAGCCUUCAGUGCAAGCUCGAACCUAACCGCACACAGGAAAAUACACACUCAAGAGAGACGCUAUGAGUGUGCCGCCUGCGGGAAGGUCUUCGGUGAUUAUCUGUCCCGCAGGAGGCAUAUGAGCAUUCAUCUCGUAAAGAAACGCGUUGAAUGCAGGCAGUGUGGGAAAGCCUUCAGAAACCAGUCGACCCUGAAGACACACAUGCGAAGUCACACGGGAGAGAAACCGUACGAGUGCGAUCACUGUGGGAAAGCCUUCAGCAUAGGCUCUAACCUGAACGUGCACAGGAGAAUCCACACUGGGGAGAAGCCCUACGAAUGCCUUGUCUGUGGGAAAGCCUUCAGCGACCAUUCCUCCCUCAGGAGUCACGUGAAGACUCACCGGGGAGAGAAGCUCUUUGUGGCGCCGGUGUGGAAACGGCUCCAGUGAGAAAGCCUGCUUGAAAAGAGACAUGAGCACUCAGACUGGAAACAAGCCUUGUGGGUGUGAGAAGGCAGGAAGCUUUCUCCUUGCUGGGCACAAAAGAACACAUGUAGCUCGGGAAAAACCCAAUUCCUAUAACGAUUGUAGGGAGACAAGGUGUUCUCAUCUUCAAGAUUUGUGAGAACUUAUUAGAGUAGAAAACGUACUUCUGUAGCAUGGAGAAGUCUUCAGAGUACAUUCUGCUCUUAACAAACAUGAGAACUUAGGGAACAGAAGCCCCAGCUUGGCAUCUGAUGUUGAAAUGAAUUUAGCACCACCUCUCACCUUCUGGGCACAAGAGUUAAUAAGCGCACUAGGGAGGUAAAUCUCUCCCGUGAGGGGAAACCUUUCCCAGUCUCACACUGUUCUUCGUGAGAGAAAUCACACCGAAGAGAAAAGUCAAUAAAAGUGAGGAAUGUGGGACAGUUGCUAACAAGGGUCAGCAAACCAUGGCCCGCUAUCUGUUUUUGUAUAGCUCACAAGCUGACAAUAGGCGUUCCAUUUGUAAAGAGGAAAAAUAUGUGGCAGAGAUCAUAUGUGGUGAAUAAAACCUAAAAUCCUUGCUAUCUGGCCCUUUCCAGAAAAGCGAUGCUGACCCUUGACCUACAGCUGUGGUUCUCAACUGGGGACGAUUUUGUUGUCCAGAGAUUACUUGGCAAUGUCGUCUGGAGACGUUUGGUUGUUUGAACUGGGGAUGCGAUGGCGGGGGUGGGGGGCAAGCACUGCUGGCAUGUAGCAGGAAGACAUCAGGGAUGGUGCUAAAUAUCCUACAAUGCACAGGAACCCCGAAAAGAAAGAAUUAUGUGCCCACAGAUAUCACCAUUGCUGAGGUUGCGAAUAAUCGCCCAGUUACUCCUCAGUUUUUACCCACAGUAAUCCCUCCAUUUUUAUGAAUCUUGUGACUACUUACACUAGGAGAAAUUCCUUUUCAAAACUUUAAAAAUAGAAUCAGUGAUGGUAACCCCUACGUGGAGGUGAUUCCAGCCACGAUUGCCUCACUUGCUGUGCAUGUGAGAAUUCCCCCUGAGAGAGACCCCAGUGGGAUUUUUCCAGUGGAUAUUGGAUUGCACUUACCGUUCUUCCAUCAUGAAAACAGACCCCGGCUCAUUCAUUUUUAGUCUUUAUUUUUAAGGUUACACUCCUCUAAGUAGCCCUUAAAGCCUCAUCAGGAAAGGUUUGUAUAUAGCACUUUUACUGUACUUCAUCCUCGAUAUGUCUUAAUUUCCUUUGGGAUAACUUCCUUGACCAAUGGCAUAUUUAGAAUUGUGUUAUGUACUGUGUAACGUGGGUAUUUUUUAGUACCUGUUUGUUACUGGUAUGUAAUUCAAGUGCAUUGUGAUCAGAGCAUGGCGUCUCCGUUGGAGGGACCUUUGGUAUGUUUGUAGCCUGCUGUCCAGCCAAGAGUGGACAUAUAUACUUCUAGUUGUUUCUCCAGUAUCUACUCUCAUCUUCUUCCAUGUCAAGGGAAUGCAGGUUCUGUCAGAUUAGUAAGGUGUGCUAUUUUUAAAAAUCUCUUACAGCUCUUGCAACUAGUACGGUCCAUGUCCCAUAGCCCUGGCCAUUGUCACAUAAAUCUGCAGGUGUCACUGUGUGGGCUUCUGAGAAAGCUCUUUAAAAGGGGGUCAU
Molecule: messenger RNA, 3753 nt
Organism: Propithecus coquereli (Coquerel's sifaka)
Lineage: Eukaryota; Metazoa; Chordata; Mammalia; Primates; Indriidae
Gene: ZNF317
Product: zinc finger protein 317
Exons: 7
Coding region: 298-2094 (598 amino acids)
Biological process (GO): regulation of DNA-templated transcription
Source: RefSeq, a predicted model, not a curated record